Musa acuminata AAA Group (dessert banana) is the source of this 1192-nucleotide messenger RNA. RefSeq lists its product as uncharacterized. The transcript is spliced from 4 exons. Lineage: Eukaryota; Viridiplantae; Streptophyta; Magnoliopsida; Zingiberales; Musaceae. Gene Ontology annotation, molecular function: NAD+ binding; oxidoreductase activity, acting on the CH-OH group of donors, NAD or NADP as acceptor. Bases 33 to 929 code for a protein of 298 amino acids. The record is from RefSeq and is a predicted model, not a curated record. Gene Ontology annotation, biological process: fatty acid metabolic process.
CAUUGACGCCAGCGGUUUGGGGGAGGGACGGCAUGGCGACCGCAGCGGUGGAGGUGAUCGGUGUGGUGGGCGGCGGUCAGAUGGGAUCGGGGAUAGCCCAGCUCGCGGCUGUUGCGGGGUUCGACGUCUGGCUCCACGAUACCGAACCCUCCGCCCUCCAGCGGGCGCAGAAAUCAAUCGUCGAUUCCAUCCGGCACCUCGUCUCCAAGGGUCAGAUCUCCCAGUUUGCAGGCACUAGUUCAUUAAACCGUUUAAGAUACACCUCCAAUUUAGAAGAUUUACGAACCUCAGAUGUUAUAAUUGAAGCCAUUGUGGAGUCUGAAGCCAUAAAGAAGAAAUUAUUUUUGGAACUUGACAAGAUUGUGAAAGAGUCUACAAUUUUGGCAUCUAAUACUAGUUCCAUAUCAAUUACUCGCCUUGCUUCUUCAACUAGUCGUCCAUCCAAGGUGGUAGGUAUGCACUUCAUGAAUCCCCCUCCAAUUAUGAAACUGGUUGAGAUUGUCAGAGGAGCUGACACUUCAGAUGAGGUCUUCAUGACAAUAAAAACCUUGGCAGAAAGGCUUGGGAAGACUGUCAUAUGCUCCCAAGAUUUCCCUGGCUUCAUAGUGAACCGGAUCCUGAUGCCCAUGAUUAACGAGGCAUUUUACGCUCUAUACACUGGUGUUGCGACAAAAGAAGACAUUGAUACUGGGAUGAAACUGGGUACUAACCAUCCGAUGGGUCCUCUACAACUUGCAGAUUUCAUCGGUUUGGAUGUCUGCCUUUCGAUACUGAAGGUGCUUUAUGAAGGACUCGGAGACAGUAAAUACAGCCCCUGCCCGCUCCUUGUUCAGUAUGUUGAUGCUGGUCGCCUUGGAAGAAAGCGCGGAACUGGUGUCUACAACUACCAAAACAAAACUCCAGCAGGCCAUCCCUUAUCUGCAUUGUGAGUUGCUCAACAGAUUUGAGGAUGUCGUCUGAGAAGACAUAAUGUGAAGUUGUAGGAAAUCCUGGAGCACAAGUAGUAUUCCUCUGGUUGUUGGUGGAUGUAAGUGAUAAUGAUGUUAAUGGCCUAGUGGUCUCCUUGUCUAUCCUUGAUGGAUUGCCAACUCUGUAAUGUACUUCAAUAAUUGCCCUCUAAGGGAUCGAAAGUCUAGUUUAAAAUAUAUAUGACAAUUGUAAAAUUAUCAUAUAUAUUUUAUUUUAAACUAUA